AUGUCUGAGCCCGGUUCUUCACUUCCUCCUCGACCUCCGAGCCCUGUGCGGCCCUCGUCGUACCUCCGCCCACAGAGGCCACGGCCUCCACCAGAGCCUGUAGAUGUCGUUGAUAGAGAGCAAGCCGAGGGACUGCGCGCUAUUCGAGAAUUCUUGAGGGUCCGAACUACCUAUGACGUAUUGCCGGUUAGCUUCCGUCUCGUGAUACUGGAUACAAGCCUUCUGGUACAGAAGAGUCUCAAUAUCCUCAUCCUUAAUGGAAUCGUCUCCGCCCCGCUGUGGAACUCUCAGACGUCAACUUUUGCUGGAUUGCUCACAUCCUCUGACUAUAUCAAUGUCAUCCAGUACUACUGGCAAUAUCCCGAGAAGUUUGAGGAAAUCGAAGGGUUUCGCCUGGAUAGUUUGCGAGAAGUUGAAAGGGCUAUCGGUGUUACACCUAUAGAAACUGUUUCUGUGCAUCCUAUGAUACAGUUGUAUGAUGCCUGCCGUCAAAUGCUCCGAAGCCGCGCCCGUCGCAUCCCGCUCAUUGAUGUGGAUGAGGAAACCCAACAGGAGAUGGUAGUCAGCGUCCUGACCCAGUUUCGAAUUCUAAAAUUCGUUGCCGUCAAUGUACGCGAAACACAGAUGUUGCGAAAGCCGCUAUCUGACCUGAACAUCGGGACAUACGAGGAUAUUUCUACAGCAACCAUGCAAACUCCGGUCAUCAAUGUCAUUCAUCAAUUAGUAGGGAAAGACAUCUCUAGUGUGCCUAUUGUUGACCCAAACGGGGUUCUGCUUAACAUUUACGAGUCUGUCGAUGUCUUAACUCUUAUUAAAGGGGGGAGCUACGAUGACCUUAAUCUUAGUGUGGGGGAGGCUCUUCUGAAGAGACCUGAUGAUUUCUCUGGAAUUCAUACAUGCUCCCCUCAGGAUCGCUUGGACACGAUAUUUGAUACUAUCAGAAGGUCAAGAGUUCAUCGAUUCAUGAUUGUUGAUUCGGGCGGUCGUCUCAAGGGUGUGCUUACUUUAAGUGAUAUCUUACAGUACUUGCUGUUCGAUGGGGAAGAGGAGUAAUGGGGUGUUGGAUAUUUUCUUGGCUAUUUGGCCAAAUUCAUAGAUGUUUGCCUAGAUUGGGAAUUGCGCCCGCAAUCCCCACACCCACACUCUUUUUACCCAUUGCUGGAAGCGAGCCUAUUUCUUGAUUCUUUGUUGGUUCUCCCCUGGCUCUGCAUGGGUUUCCUUUCCUUUCCUUUCCUCUCUAGGCGGAGGCGUUCAGGAUAUCGUGGAUGAGCAUGUAUUUCCUUUCCCCUAGUUACUAUUUCCAUCUGCUUUACUCAUCUCCUGUUAAAUACUACUUGCUAUUUCGGUUCAUGAUGUUCCGUCUGCGAGUCAUAUCGGCUACCUAAUGUGGCCAAGGGGUAGGCGUGUAUGGGCGUGGCGAGCUAGGCUGGUGGAAGGUGGAUGGGGACGUUGAGCAGGCGCUUGACGUUUAGGUAUCGUCGGGUGUGUCAGGUGCUGGAUCGUGGAUGUUCUCAGCUCUUCUAUGUUGUAAUGGAAUUGAAUUCUAAUGAUCUGAUUAUUUCAAGUGGACUUGUCUUCAUUAACGCCUGUAUUUUAAACUUCAUUCACACCUUUUAUUCUAACCA
This is a messenger RNA of Tuber melanosporum (Perigord truffle), 1625 nucleotides long. RefSeq lists its product as uncharacterized. The record is from RefSeq and is a predicted model, not a curated record. The transcript has 6 exons. NCBI's taxonomy places the organism in Eukaryota, Fungi, Ascomycota, Pezizomycetes, Pezizales, Tuberaceae. The coding region runs from base 1 to 1053 and encodes 350 amino acids.